AUGUCCCCUCCCCAGGUCUCCGUCCAUCAACUCGCUCCUCGACACCCAUCGUCCCAGUCCCACAACAGUGUCAUCCCAGCGUCUUCACUUCACACGCCCCCCGCCCUGCCGCUCCACACUCACAUUCGGACCAGCUCACCAAAAGGUCAGUUCAAUCAGAACCAGCCUCAACUCCUCCCUCGUAUGCUCAUGUACACAGCUCUCAACCUCGUCAUUCCCACUCCGCGUCCUCGCUCACCACUAUAUCACACGCGUCAGUCGAUAAACGUCCAGCCCCGCACCACACACACCGUCACGAUCCAUCGGCAGGCUGUCACUUCCUGUGCCAGCCUGCUCACCACGCGCUACCCCGCUCCAUCACCAGUUACAGGCCUACACAAACGGAUCGUCUACAUCACUCGUUCAUCACCAAUGCUCCCCGCGAGCACCUAA
Knipowitschia caucasica is the source of this 432-nucleotide messenger RNA. NCBI's taxonomy places the organism in Eukaryota, Metazoa, Chordata, Actinopteri, Gobiiformes, Gobiidae. The record is from the annotation of a GenBank genome assembly.